UCCUUCUUUUCCAUAAAACCUUCGUAAGGUUAAGUUGUAUUUUCAUUGCGCUCCGCAGGAAAAUUUUAUAAGUCCUUGAAAAAUGAGUGAAACUCUGCAAUUGCGCGGUACCCUUGUUGGCCACACCGGCUGGGUAACACAAAUCGCCACCAACCCAAAGGAUCCCGACACCAUCAUCUCGGCUUCUCGUGAUAAGACCCUUAUCGUCUGGAAAUUGACCCGCGAUGAGGACACCAACUACGGUUUCCCACAAAAGCGUUUGUACGGACACUCGCACUUCAUCAGCGAUGUUGUGCUCUCAUCCGAUGGUAACUACGCUCUGUCUGGCUCAUGGGACAAGACUUUGCGUUUGUGGGAUUUGGCUGCUGGCAAGACCACCCGUCGUUUUGAAGAUCACACCAAGGAUGUGCUCUCCGUAGCUUUCUCCGCUGACAAUCGUCAAAUUGUCUCCGGCUCUCGGGACAAGACCAUCAAGUUGUGGAACACUUUGGCCGAGUGCAAGUUCACCAUCCAGGAAGAUGGUCACAGCGAUUGGGUAUCUUGCGUACGUUUCUCGCCAAACCACUCCAACCCAAUCAUCGUGUCUUGCGGUUGGGAUCGCACCGUCAAAGUCUGGAACUUGGCUAACUGCAAGUUGAAGAACAACCACCACGGCCACAAUGGCUACUUGAACACCGUAACUGUCUCACCCGACGGUUCGCUCUGCACCUCCGGUGGCAAGGACUCCAAGGCCUUGUUGUGGGAUCUUAAUGACGGCAAGAACUUGUAUACUUUGGAACACAAUGACAUCAUCAAUGCUUUGUGCUUCUCACCCAACCGUUACUGGUUGUGCGUCGCCUAUGGUCCAUCCAUCAAGAUCUGGGAUUUGGCAUGCAAGAAGACCGUUGAGGAGCUCCGCCCCGAAGUUGUGUCGACCAGCUCCAAGGCCGAUCCACCACAAUGUUUGUCGUUGGCUUGGUCCACUGACGGCCAGACUUUGUUCGCUGGCUACUCUGACAAGACCAUUCGCGUAUGGCAAGUAUCCGUCUCUGCUCAUUAAGCUCAUGCUUGUGUAGCAGUUAAGGACGCUUAAUUGCAGUGGCAUUAUUUUUUUUUAAUUACAAAUUUCGUACGUACUGAAAAUAGUGUUGCCCAUACUGUUUGGGCAUUCAAGUUAGAAAUGUAUGCGAAAAGAAAAAUGUGUACUGUAUUUAAAAUGUUAAUUCAUUGAGCGCUGAUUUGUUUAUUAUAUAAGCAAAUAAAUAACAAGGAAAUGUCAAAAAAUCUAAAAAAAAAAUUAAAAUUGUAUAUUUUGUAUUAAUUUAGUGGUAUUUUAGUUUAAGACGUGAUUAUAUAGUAAAUAUAGGGUUAUUUAUAUAAUAA
Molecule: messenger RNA, 1362 nt
Organism: Bactrocera neohumeralis
Lineage: Eukaryota; Metazoa; Arthropoda; Insecta; Diptera; Tephritidae
Gene: Rack1
Product: guanine nucleotide-binding protein subunit beta-like protein
Exons: 3
Coding region: 83-1039 (318 amino acids)
Biological process (GO): positive regulation of protein phosphorylation; rescue of stalled cytosolic ribosome
Cellular component (GO): nucleus; cytosol
Molecular function (GO): ribosome binding; protein kinase C binding; translation regulator activity
Source: RefSeq, a predicted model, not a curated record